Molecule: messenger RNA, 1152 nt
Organism: Hyalella azteca
Lineage: Eukaryota; Metazoa; Arthropoda; Malacostraca; Amphipoda; Hyalellidae
Exons: 1
Coding region: 1-1152 (383 amino acids)
Biological process (GO): microtubule cytoskeleton organization
Cellular component (GO): microtubule
Molecular function (GO): calmodulin binding; microtubule binding
Source: RefSeq, a predicted model, not a curated record
AUGAGACAGCUGGUGUCAGCUCAGGUGGCUGCUGAGACACAGCUGGUGUCAGCUCAGGUGGCUGCUGAGACACAGCUGGUGUCAGCUCAGGUGGCUGCUGAGACACAGCUGGUGUCAGCUCAGGUGGCUGCUGAGACACAGCUGGUGUCAGCUCAGGUGGCUGCUGAGACACAGCUGGUGUCAGCUCAGGUGGCUGCUGAGACACAGCUGGUGUCAGCUCAGGUGGCUGCUGAGACACAGCUGGUGUCAGCUCAGGUGGCUGCUGAGACACAGCUGGUGUCAGCUCAGGUGGCUGCUGAGACACAGCUGGUGUCAGCUCAGGUGGCUGCUGAGACACAGCUGGUGUCAGCUCAGGUGGCUGCUGAGACACAGCUGGUGUCAGCUCAGGUGGCUGCUGAGACACAGCUGGUGUCAGCUCAGGUGGCUGCUGAGACACAGCUGGUGUCAGCUCAGGUGGCUGCUGAGACACAGCUGGUGUCAGCUCAGGUGGCUGCUGAGACACAGCUGGUGUCAGCUCAGGUGGCUGCUGAGACACAGCUGGUGUCAGCUCAGGUGGCUGCUGAGACACAGCUGGUGUCAGCUCAGGUGGCUGCUGAGACACAGCUGGUGUCAGCUCAGGUGGCUGCUGAGACACAGCUGGUGUCAGCUCAGGUGGCUGCUGAGACACAGCUGGUGUCAGCUCAGGUGGCUGCUGAGACACAGCUGGUGUCAGCUCAGGUGGCUGCUGAGACACAGCUGGUGUCAGCUCAGGUGGCUGCUGAGACACAGCUGGUGUCAGCUCAGGUGGCUGCUGAGACACAGCUGGUGUCAGCUCAGGUGGCUGCUGAGACACAGCUGGUGUCAGCUCAGGUGGCUGCUGAGACACAGCUGGUGUCAGCUCAGGUGGCUGCUGAGACACAGCUGGUGUCAGCUCAGGUGGCUGCUGAGACACAGCUGGUGUCAGCUCAGGUGGCUGCUGAGACACAGCUGGUGUCAGCUCAGGUGGCUGCUGAGACACAGCUGGUGUCAGCUCAGGUGGCUGCUGAGACACAGCUGGUGUCAGCUCAGGUGGCUGCUGAGACACAGCUGGUGUCAGCUCAGGUGGCUGCUGAGACACAGCUGGUGUCAGCUCAGGUGGCUGCUGAGANCACAAUAAGUACGUGUACGCAAUAA